Molecule: messenger RNA, 659 nt
Organism: Photinus pyralis (common eastern firefly)
Lineage: Eukaryota; Metazoa; Arthropoda; Insecta; Coleoptera; Lampyridae
Product: putative nuclease HARBI1
Exons: 3
Coding region: 10-507 (165 amino acids)
Source: RefSeq, a predicted model, not a curated record
GUAAAUUGUAUGGAGUUAAACAAGCCCUACACUGGAGGAGAACAUCAAAUUCCUGCUCGGAAACAGCUCUUGUUAACAAUUUGGUGGUUAGGCAAGGGAGAGACCUUAAUUUCUGUGGCAGACAGAUUUGAUGUCAGUUUGAGCACAGUAUAUCAUUGCACAAAUUUUUUACUUUCAAAGUUACUAUCUUUACAAUCAAGAUAUAUUACAUGGCCUGAUCUUGCAGAAGUGUCGAGAGUUGAACUAGAUUUUCGUGAGCGAUGUGGAUUUCCAGGAGUUGUUGGAGCGAUAGAUGUUUGCAAUAUAUGUUUUAAACCGCCCGUGGAACACCAAGAAAGCUACAUAGAUCGCAAAAUGCAGCACUCUAUUAAACUUCAAGCGAUUUUAACAUCACAAAAAACAUUUACAAACAUCAUGAAUGUGAAGAACAGGGAAAUCACCGCAAAUAUUUUUAUAACAACUACCACCUGGUUGGAGACUCUGCUUAUCCCUUGUAUAGUUGGCUGAUGACACCAUACAGAGAUCGUGGACAUUUAAAUCACAUUCAAAGACGUUACAAUAAUUUACAUAGCAUCACAAGAAUUGUAGUUGAGCACUCCUUUGGAAUUUUAAAAUCAAGGUGGAGAAUAUUGAAAUAUGUUAAUGUCAACAGUGUUGAG